Microstroma glucosiphilum is the source of this 594-nucleotide messenger RNA. RefSeq lists its product as hypothetical. The coding region runs from base 1 to 594 and encodes 197 amino acids. NCBI's taxonomy places the organism in Eukaryota, Fungi, Basidiomycota, Exobasidiomycetes, Microstromatales, Microstromataceae. The record is from RefSeq and is a predicted model, not a curated record. The transcript is spliced from 2 exons.
AUGUCUCAUCAAACUCAUGACCCUACUGCCAAGCAGGCCUCGGGCAAUGCUUCGGAUCUCACUGCUCAGCAGAAGGUCGAUGGACUGAUGAAGAUCGUCAAUGAGGUGGGCAACGCCAUGCUCACCUCGCACAGCCCCGAUGGCAAGCUAGCCUCAAGGUGCAUGCACCCUGCCACCACCGAGGGACUUGUCUUCUCCUUUUUCCAAAAUUCCGAGUCUGGAAAGACCGAUGACAUCGAGACUAACCCCGAGGUGAACGUCUCCUUCCUGAACCCCAAGGGUGACUGGGCUUCCAUUUCCGGCAAGGCCACGAUCAACAAAGACAAGGCCAAGGUGAAGAAGUACUUCAACAAGGGUCUCGAAGCUUGGUUCGAUGAUAAGAAGGAUGGUGUGCACACUGGUGAUGAGAAUGACCCACGUGUGGUCAUGCUGGAUGUGCACCCUGAUGAGAUUCGAUACUACGCCCAAGCUGGAACGGCCACUGCGCUCAAGGAUAUGGCCGUGGCUGCUUUCAGCGCUGGUGUUGCUAGCCCGGGUAAGCUUGUCAUCAUCAGCGGUGAUGAGCUGGCUGCCCUCUCCAAGGUGCACCAGUAA